AUGAACGAUCACAACUUGCUGGUGGCGAAAAUUGUGGUUAUUGUGGUGCUGCUGGUGGUCACAUUAAUUUUUUGCUUUCUGCCCUAUGUGCUCAACCGUUGGUUCAAAUGGACGCAGCGGGCGAAGAGCAAUGCACGCGAGUUUCUGGCUGUCCUUUGCCUAUUGAAUUUCGGUGGCGGUGUCCUUAUUGCCACAACAUUUAUACACAUCCUGCCGGCUGUUGUUAGUGUUGUGGCUGCCCUGCAAAAGUGUGAGAUGUUGGCUAACACGCCGUUCGCCCUGCCCGAGAUGCUGAUGUGCACGGGUUUCUUUCUGAUGUACGCCAUCGAGGAGCUCAUGUACUUUAUUGUGGGCAGGCGACAGAAGCGUAAACAGAAGGCCAUGCAAGAGGCGCUGCAAGUGGCCAUGGAACAAGUAGCCGAGCCGGAGGAAAAGGUCGAGCUGGAGUUGGGCGAACAAGUCGAACCGGAGCAGCCGAAUUGGCUGCGUGGCCUGGGCAUCAUUGUGGCCCUCUCGCUGCACGAACUCUUUGGCGGCAUGGCCAUUGGCCUGGAGGAGACUGUGGAUACGGUCUGGUUUAUGUGCGCUGCCAUUGCAGUCCACAAACUCGUCUUAGCCUUUUGCAUUGGCAUGGAGAUUAUGAUGGCCCACACACGUUGGCUAAUUGCUGUCAUUUAUCUAAUUGUCUUCUCCAUCGUCACGCCCAUUGGCGUGGGCAUUGGCAUUGCGAUCACAGAGAAUACCAGCGCGAAUCAUCCGAGCAUUCCGGCGGGCAUCCUACAAGGCAUCGCCUGCGGCACCCUGCUCUAUGUCGUCUACUUUGAAAUUGUGGCCAAGAAUCACGCGGGCUGGCGCAUAUUUCUCUGCUCUCUUGGCGGCUUUCUGCUCAUGUUUGGCUUGCAAAUUGGAGUUGUUGAAGCUGCUGGCAAAUCUGCAUAUGUUUGCCCCUCGAAUAAGAGCUAA
This is a messenger RNA of Drosophila hydei, 963 nucleotides long. Its product is annotated as zinc transporter ZIP1-like. Gene Ontology annotation, molecular function: zinc ion transmembrane transporter activity. The transcript has 2 exons. The record is from RefSeq and is a predicted model, not a curated record. Gene Ontology annotation, biological process: zinc ion transmembrane transport. The coding region runs from base 1 to 963 and encodes 320 amino acids. Gene Ontology annotation, cellular component: plasma membrane. NCBI's taxonomy places the organism in Eukaryota, Metazoa, Arthropoda, Insecta, Diptera, Drosophilidae.